Messenger RNA from Sus scrofa (pig), 1859 nucleotides. Its product is annotated as glutathione S-transferase P. The record is from RefSeq and is a predicted model, not a curated record. Gene Ontology annotation, cellular component: cytosol. Gene Ontology annotation, molecular function: glutathione transferase activity. Gene Ontology annotation, biological process: glutathione metabolic process. Lineage: Eukaryota; Metazoa; Chordata; Mammalia; Artiodactyla; Suidae.
AUGCGGCGUGUUCGGAUGCGGCUAGGGACUAGGGACUGGGUGUUGCUAAGUCUGGAUGCCUCCGGUAAAGCCGCCGGCCUGCAGGCGGGGUGCAUCCCCGCAGCGAGCAGGUGCGCCCCUCCGGCUCUGCCUCCCAAUCAGCCGCACCAGAAAGGCUGCGUGACUUGGCACAUUCCCAGGGUGGAGCGCCGGGGGUGGAGCAGGACGGUAAAUAUAAGGCCUCCGGGUCCUCCCCACUUCCUGCCACACUUGCCCGCCGCCGCCGCCAUGCCGUCUUACACCAUCGUCUACUUCCCGGCCCGAGGACGCUGUGAGGCCAUGCGCAUGCUGCUGGCUGACCAGGGCCAGAGCUGGAAGGAGGAGGUGGUGACCAAGGAGACCUGGCUCCAGGGCCCACUCAAGGCCACCUGCCUGUAUGGGCAGCUCCCCAAGUUCCAGGACGGAGACCUCACCCUGUACCAGUCCAAUGCCAUCCUGCGCCACCUGGGCCGCUCCUUGGGGCUCUAUGGCAAAGACCUGCAGGAGGCGGCGCUGCUGGACAUGGUGAAUGACGGCGUGGAGGACCUCCGCAGGCUGUGCGGCCACCUCAUCCGCCACAACUAUGAAGAGGACAAGGCCCGGUAUGUGGAGGAGCUGCCGGGGCACCUGAGGCCUUUUGAGACCCUGCUGUCCCAGAACCAGGGCGGCCAGGCCUUCAUCGUGGGCAGCCAGAUCUCCUUUGCCGACUACAACCUGCUGGACCUUCUGCUGAGCCACCAGGUCCUGGUCCCCAGCUGCCUGGACGCCUUCCCCCUGCUCUCGGCCUAUGUGGCCCGCCUCAGCGCCCGGCCCAAGCUCAAGGCCUUCCUGGCCUCCCCCGAGCACGUGAACCGCCCCAUCUUUGGAAGCCGCAAGAUAUGAACCCCCUCAGCCUCUCCCCCCCCCCCGCCCCCAGUGAGGGGUGCCCUUGGGACCAAUAAACACCGUGAGAGGAGAGCCACACUGUGGUCAUGGGGGACCCUCUGCCCCUUCCCAAGCUGCCUCUGGGAGGAUAAGGGCUGGGCCAGGCCCUGGAAAAGCUUUAGGCUCCCAGUGCUGCCAGGAGUCAAAGAGGCAUUCUAAGUCCAAAGAGGAAGAUGAGAUUCCAAACCUCAGAUCUCCAUCCUGGAGGACUUCCUGCAGGAGGCGGGCUUGCAUGCUUAUGGCAGCCUGGGAACCAUCUCCAUCCAGGAGGAGGGCAGCCCCGAACAGGGCAGAUCGUCCCUGCCAUGGUCCAUGUGACGAGUUCUGUCGUCUGGCACAAGCAGGGUGGCUGCUCCCUGCACACGCAGCUGCUGGGCACAUACUUCGCUUGGGAGUGACACACACACUUAGGUGACUCACAUGCAGGUCAGUGGUGCCUGUUCUCGUGCGUGCGGCAGGUGUCCAGCAGGGCCCAGGUGUGUGACUGCAAUAGACCAGGGAGCUCUAGGUACGUCGUGCUGCUUGGGGACCUGAAGGGGGUCAGGGGUUUCCUCCAGCUCCAAGGAGCCUCUGUCAGCCCCGGGUGAGAGCACCCUGGCUCCUGCACAGUCCCAGCCCGUCUCCCUCCUGAAAGGCUGUGACCGCCUCCUGCCUGGCACCCUCAGCCUGCCCCGCCCCUCCUGUUGGCUCGUUGGGCAAAGUGGAGUCGAACAAUGCCAGAACUCUGGGCACUCCCGGUGCAAAGCUCUCAGGGGCUCCUUGCUGCCCUGCAGGCAAUGUCCACAGCCUGGUGAGCCUGCCAGGCCCUCCUUGAUGUGACUUUUCCCGUGGAAUCCAGAAUGUUCCCCACCCGCCUGCCUGGUUCACCCUUAGAGCUGCUCUCGGCUCUCCAGAGAGGGCAGCUCUGCCUCACAGCC